CAUCUGCGUCACUCUCCGCCCUGUCCGCCCUUGAUGUCAGCCAUUUUACAUAGGAAUCGAAACUCGCUAGCUAAAUCAGUCUGGAAUUGUCAUAGCAAAUCGAGUAGUUAUAUAAUUAACUGUAGCUUGCCAAUUAAUAACCCUUUUUUUAAGUGGGAAAAUGGAGACUGAUAGCCAAGUUGACUUCAGUACAGAUGAAUUUCCAGAGGGUUCCAAAAUAAACGCAAGCAAAAACCUGCAAGAUGACGGCAAGAUGUUCAUUGGCGGGCUCAGUUGGGACACAAGCAAAACUGAUCUUACAGAUUACUUGUCCAAGUUUGGCGAGGUGCUGGACUGCACCAUCAAAACAGACCUGAUGACAGGGAGAUCCAGGGGGUUCGGGUUUGUCCUCUUCAAAGAUGCUGAAAGUGUAGAGAGAGUCCUGGAGCUUAAAGAACACAAGUUGGAUGGGAAACUAAUUGAUCCCAAGAGAGCAAAAGCAAUGAAGGGAAAAGAGCCUCCUAAGAAGGUCUUUGUAGGAGGCCUCAGCCCUGAUACCCCAGAAGAAGAAAUCCGGGAAUACUUCGGACAGUUUGGCGAAAUUGAAAGUAUCGAGCUUCCUAUGGACGCCAAAACCAACGAACGCAGAGGGUUCUGCUUCGUGACGUACACCGAGGAAAGUCCUGUUCAGAAGCUCUUGGAAUGCAGAUACCACCAAGUGGGAAGCGGAAAGUGUGAAAUCAAGGUGGCCCAGCCGAAAGAAGUAUACAGACAACAGCAGCAGCACAGAGGAGACCGGGGAUACGGAGGGGGCAGAGGAGGGUACAGGGGCCGGGGGCGAGGAGGUCAGAGUAACUACAAUCAGGGUUACGGCAGCUACUAUGGGCAGAACUAUGGGAGCUAUGGCAACGGAUACAACCAGGGCUACAGUGACUACACUGGCUAUGACUACUCUGGCUACAACUAUAAUAGUUAUGGUUAUGGACAGGGCUACGAUGACUACAAUGGUCAGCAGAGCAGUUAUGGAAAGGUGUCUCGAGAGAGUGGGACCCACCAGAACAACUACCAGCCCUACUGAUAAAAUGAUUACACUAAGACUUCUGGUAAGAUCAUCAUUUUGAGUGUCACCUCUGGCUUAACUUAAACCUUUAAAGAUCAAUAGACAAAACAACCUUCUCCCAAACCUUUUUUGGGGGAGAAAGCAAGUGGUUACUCACACCACACGUCCCCUUUUGAAAGAUAAAUCUUAAGAUUGUAAGAAUGUCUAUAGAUCUUUAAUUGUGUAAUGCUUGUGUAGCGGUUUUGCGUUUUAUUAAGCUCUCCAGAAAAAACGUUAGCGUUUUUCUGUAGAUUCUCCUUUUCCCCUGCUUUUUAACAGGUAUUCAUAAGGAAAUAACAUAAAAAGACUUGAUAGCAAUGUAAACAGGUAAAGUACUGCUAAAGGGUGCAAAGUAAGGACCUAUCCUUAUUUUUCCUUUCUUUUCCUAACUGAUAUUGUACCUUGUUUGUACCUGCCAGUGGGGACUUCAUUGCAGGCCGUUUGUCACCUGACCAUGACAUUCUCUGGGCGUCGCACAUAGCGGGCAGAGAGCACGGCAUGCACAAGAAAACGCUGUCCUGUGGUAUGGUCUCUUCCAACUUCCUGUACCAGCGAUAAACAGAAAGAAACAUAAAAGAGAAAAGGAAAAUGACCUUGUUUUUUCAUUUUUAAGUUGUUCAGUGUUUCCUUUAACAAUUGUCUGAAAUUGGUUUUUUACAGGAAUUACAUAAAACGAAACCUUUUAAAGACUUGUAAUUAACGAAUUGUUGUGUAUUCUCUUUUUAUUUUAGUGGUUUUGUGUUUCAGUUCUGGAGCUUCAGUGUUUUCGUUUUGGUUUUUCUAAAAUGACCCCCCUCCUAAAUCGCUUAAACUCAUGAUGCUUGCUUUUUCUUUAUAGCCCUUAGAGAACUACAAUUGAUAAACACCAAACCUUUUUUUUAAACAUAGGUGUUAAAGAUCAUAUGUAAACCAGCUUUAUGACACUAUUGAAAGCUGACACGUUCAAUUCCCUGUUAAAAGCUACUGUGAAUCAAACACAUUUCUUCAAAACAAUCCUCUUCUUGAGGACUUGGGUACAGUGAGGGGCCUGCCCUAUACUGUAACUUAGUUUGCUCCUUUUAAAAUGGAUUAUUGACUAAUCCAGAAUAGUUGAAGCUGUUGCAAUUUGGGAAGCUGUUAGCUGGAGUGCGUGAAGCUGCAAGUCCUACAUAUGAUCUUUAAAACGGAAUGGAGAAAUAAACAUAAACUUAAUAGUUUAAAGUUGACAGCACAAGAAGUUAAACAUUGAGUCAUGGACGUGUUCUUUUUUCGGUUCAGUGUUUCAAGUGGUCCAGAAUGAGUAAAUGCCUGUCUUGUUUCCUUGUUUGCAGACAGACAGGCUGGCUGGAGAAUUACCCUAUACCCUGGUGGCAGUUUGGGGGAAUCCUGUCCUGUCCUGAGAUCAGCUCAUGAUUUUAACAGACCUUCAUUUCAUUGUGUCUGAUUUUGUAAAUAGUGAGUUACCCCACACAAUAAUUUUCCCGUGUUCUUCACCCUCUUCUUCACUUUGUAUUCUUAUGAGGCUUUAGGUCUAGAUUUUGUCAAGAUGUGUGUCUUUAUACCCUAAUUUUCAGCAUUUUGUCUCAAUAGAUUUUUGGCCGUUUCUGAUAAGGGAUUAAUAAAGAGGGUGCAAAGCUG
Osmerus eperlanus (European smelt) is the source of this 2695-nucleotide messenger RNA. RefSeq names its product heterogeneous nuclear ribonucleoprotein D-like (gene hnrnpdl). The coding region runs from base 161 to 1057 and encodes 298 amino acids. Lineage: Eukaryota; Metazoa; Chordata; Actinopteri; Osmeriformes; Osmeridae. Gene Ontology annotation, cellular component: chromatin; nucleoplasm. The transcript is spliced from 7 exons. Gene Ontology annotation, biological process: regulation of gene expression. Gene Ontology annotation, molecular function: poly(G) binding; poly(A) binding. The record is from RefSeq and is a predicted model, not a curated record.